CGAAUUGAAACUUUCAAUCCGGAGACUCUGUGUGUGAUCUUAUCAGCUUCUCAAUCUCCUUCUUCUACUUUCCGAUUUCAAUGGCUGCCAGUAAGAGUUACUUAGCCAGGCAGAACUACCGAUUCCUCGAUCAGAACCACCACCCCCACCACCUCCACAGCCACCACCACCACGACUUCGAACUCGACGAGUCCGACGUCUACGACCGCCACAGCCACCUCCCUGACUCGCCGGAGUUCCGGAAGGUCGGGUCCAGGAUCAACAAGAAGUCAACGGCAACGGCGGCGAAGUCCGCCGCGUCGUCGCUGCCGGUCAACAUACCGGACUGGUCGAAGAUUCUGAAGGAGGAGUACCGCGAGAACCGCCGCAGCAGGGAUCCCUUCGACGACGAGGACGAGGAAUUGGACGGCGGCGGGGACGAUUACGGCAACGGCGGGGUGCCGCCGCACGAGUUCCUGGCGAGGCAGAUGGCGAGGACGAGGAUCGCGUCCUUCUCCGUCCACGAAGGCGUGGGGAGGACUUUGAAAGGGAGGGAUCUGAGUAGGGUCCGGAAUGCAAUUUGGGAGAAAACUAGGUUCCAAGACUGAAAUUUUCCAUUUCCCUUUUUUUUUUUGAACUAAUUAGAGGGGGAAUAAUUAUUAACUUGCAUU
This is a messenger RNA of Linum trigynum, 650 nucleotides long. NCBI's taxonomy places the organism in Eukaryota, Viridiplantae, Streptophyta, Magnoliopsida, Malpighiales, Linaceae. The record is from the annotation of a GenBank genome assembly.